Molecule: messenger RNA, 738 nt
Organism: Cyanidioschyzon merolae strain 10D
Lineage: Eukaryota; Rhodophyta; Bangiophyceae; Cyanidiales; Cyanidiaceae
Product: similar to Bax inhibitor-1
Exons: 1
Coding region: 1-738 (245 amino acids)
Cellular component (GO): membrane
Source: RefSeq, a predicted model, not a curated record
AUGGACCCUUUUGGUUCCGAUCGAUUCUUCCGUCCGGAGACGUUCAAGAACUUCCGGGAGCUGACACCGGCAGUCCGCCAACACUUGGCCCUCGUGUACCGCACUCUGUUCUACGCGGUUGUUUGGGCUGCUCUGGGUUGCUUCGUUCAACUGAACUACGGUGCGUCGUUACCACUGCCGACUGGGCUUCUCACGACACUGGCUACGUUUGGGACGUUGUUUUUAUGUAACUCGGGCGGCCUCUCGCUGGAGACCAGACAACGGCUGUUGAUGCUGUUUGCUGCGCUUCAGGGGUAUGGUGCGGCACCAGUUGUUCAAGUCGCCCUUGAUGUGGACGAGUGGCUGCUGCUCCAAGCGCUGCUCGCAACUGCGGCAGUUUUCGGGGCUUUCUCGCUGGCUGCACUGCACGCGAAACGUCGCUCGUACCUCUACCUGGCGAGCUGGUUGGGUAGCGCGCUCUCUGUUUUGACGUUUUUGGGGCUUUGGGGCCUGAUAACCGGCGGCCUCGGUGACUGGAGUCUGGCUGUUCUCAUUUACGGCGGUUUGAUGGUAUUCGCUGGUUAUGUGAUACUGGAUACGCAAGUGAUCGUCGAGCGCGCCUCCAACGGCGACCGGGACCAUGUGCGACACAGUUUGGAGCUCUGGAUGGAUCUCUUUGCCAUAUUCGUUCGAGUUGUGAUCGCGAUGCUUCGCAGCCAAGAGACGCGAGAGCGUCGUCGGCGAGAACAGCACAAGUAG